Molecule: messenger RNA, 1335 nt
Organism: Saimiri boliviensis boliviensis (Bolivian squirrel monkey)
Lineage: Eukaryota; Metazoa; Chordata; Mammalia; Primates; Cebidae
Gene: CD68
Product: CD68 molecule
Biological process (GO): establishment of protein localization to organelle
Cellular component (GO): lysosomal membrane; plasma membrane; late endosome membrane
Source: RefSeq, a predicted model, not a curated record
UACAGUCCCCCUCAAUUUCGAAAACUAAUGACUAAGAGAUGGGUGGCUGGAGCUGAGGUCCCUGAGUCAGGCUGUGGGUGGGAUCAUCUCCAGUACGGGAAGUGAGACUUCUCAUUUCCUCCUUUCCAAGCGAGGGCUGAGCCAGUAGGGUUGAGCAACCGGUACUGACAGCCGAGCUGGACUCUGGGUGAGGCAGUUCAGCCAUGAGGCUGGCUGUGCUUUUGUUGGGGGCCUUGCUGGGGCUACUGGCAGCCCAGGGGACAGGGAAUGACUGUCCUCACAAAAAAUCGGCCACUCUGCUGCCGUCCUUCACGGUGACACCCACGGCUACAGAAAGCACUGGAACAACGAGCCACAGGACUACGAAGAGCCACAAAACUACCACUCACAGGACAACCACCAUAGGCACCACCAGCCAUGGACCCACGACUGCCACUCACAACCCCACCACCACCCGCCACGGAAACGUCACAGUUCAUCCGACAAGCAACAGCACUGCCACUCACAGUCCUGCCACCACCAGUCAUGGAAAUGCCACGGUUCAUCCGAGCAACAGCACCACCACCAGCCCGGGAUUCACCAGUUCUGCCCAUCCAGGACCACCUCCGCCCUCUCCGAGUCCUAGCCCAGCCUCCAGGAAGACCACUGGAGACUACAUGUGGACUAACGGCUCACAGCCCUGUGUCCACCUCCAAGCCCAGAUUCAGAUUCGAGUCAAGUACACAACCCAGGGUGGAGGAGAGGCCUGGGGCGUCUCUGUAUUGAACCCCAAUAAAACCAAAGCUGAGGGGAGCUGUGAGGAUGCUCAUCCCCACCUGCUUCUCUCAUUCCCCUAUGGACAGCUCAGCUUUGGAUUCAUGCAGGACCUCCAGCAGAGGGCUGUCUACCUGAGCUAUAUGGCAAUGGAGUACAAUGUGACCUUCCCCCAGGCAGCACAGUGGACGUUCUCGGCUCAGAAUGCAUCCCUUCGAGAUCUCCAAGCACCUCUGGGCCAGAGCUUCAGUUGCGGAAACUCGAGCAUCAUUCUUUCACCAGCUGUUCACCUCGACCUGCUCUCCCUGAGGGUCCAGGCUGCUCAGCUGCCCCAUACAGGGGUCUUUGGGCCAAGUUUCUCCUGCCCCAGUGAUGGGUCCAUCUUGCUGCCUCUCAUCAUCGGCCUGAUCUUUCUUGGCCUCCUCGCCCUGGUGCUUAUUGCCUUCUGCAUCUCCCGGAGACGCCCAUCUGCCUACCAGCCCCUCUGAGCAUUUGCUCCAAACCCCAGGGUACUAGGGGGACUGGGAUGAGAUGUGGUGGGGUACCCUCAUUUCCUUGACAUGCAACUGGCUGGAAGACAAA